Molecule: messenger RNA, 28655 nt
Organism: Podarcis lilfordi (Lilford's wall lizard)
Lineage: Eukaryota; Metazoa; Chordata; Lepidosauria; Squamata; Lacertidae
Source: the annotation of a GenBank genome assembly
AGUUUGGGUAGCUCCUCCAUCCAGCAACCUGCUCUGAAAUCUCUCGGAUUACAAGCGCAGAAGUACAAGCAGAAGCUCGCUUUGCUCCUCCGUCAAGGUUGCUCAAAGAAUCGGCUGGGCUCCGGCGCUGAUCGAUCCCCAAAGCUCCAAGCCUUUGGAAACUUCCCAGGAGCUCCGGUGCAAAGGAGAUGGCCAACAGUGGUCUACAGAUGCUGGGCUUCAUCCUGGCCUUCGUCGGCUGGGUGGGCUUGAUCAUCAGCACGGCCAUGCCCCAGUGGAAAAUUAACGCCUAUGCUGGGGAGAACAUCUUGACAGCCCAGGCCAUCUACCAAGGUCUUUGGAUGAACUGCAUCACGCAGAGCACAGGGCAGAUGCAAUGCAAAGCCUUCGACACCUUGCUCAGCCUCCCAAGUAAGUGGUUUGCUAGAUUUCCUUUCGGUGCUGGGCUGGUGGGUUGCUCUUCAGUUCAGCACACCAGGGCUGUGGUGUCAAUAAACUGCCUUUCUUGGUGAUCAGCACUACAGGGAAUAAGAAUUCCAAGACAGAAGAGGCAGGAUAACUUUUACAAGUUGUCAAAUUACACACCUCAACAAGAAAAGCAGGCAUCUCCGUGUCGCACGCGGCCUUAGAGACAGAAACUUUUGGUUUCACUGGGGAAAACUUUUUUUAAAAAAGUUUUAUUUGAAUUUGGGAUUUUUACAUACAUCAUAUUAUCUCCUUCCAACUCUACAUUUCCCGUACAUUUUUUUCCUUUCCCCCCCUUCCCACCCCCACCCCUGCCAUAUCCAUUGGAAGGGUUCAAACUAUUAUCCUCCGCCACGGGCAUAGAGUCGUUAGUUUCCACCCAAUGUCUUUUGUUCCAGUAGUUUUUAUCCAUUAAAGAUAGGGGUUCCAUAUGUUGACCUUCCACCUUGUUUCCUGUGACAUGACUGCGACAAUGUCCGACUGAAGAAGUUCAAACAAAUAACUAUUCCAUGCCUCUACUGUCCAUUUUUCUCUAUCUUUCCAACCUAAAGCUAUCAUUGCCUUUCCCGCUAAUAUCAUAGCUUUGAAGAUAAACUGGUCACCUUUCUCUAUAGCCCUGUUUCCAUUGUCAUGAAAUCAAAGUCUACUGAAAGCUUCACUUAAAAAAUUUCAUUAAUAACCUUUAGGGUUUUAUUCCAGAAUUCCUUUACCUCUGGGCAUUCCCUGGGGAAAACUUCUUAACCAGACUCAGGGAAAUAAUUUUUUUCAGGCUACAGAGGCAUUUCUUAGGCUUCUACAAGGUCCCAGAGCAUCAAAGAAGUCCUUCGGUCUUCUCUAAUUCAAAGGCCACUUGGCUUUCCAUGCUUUCUUUUACUGCUUACACAUCUUAAAUGUAUACAUCCGUAUUUCCCCCCAAUCCCAACUGCACUCCAUACCCCACAGACAGGACUCUCUUCUCGGCUACCAUUGCCUUAGCACAACAGUAUCAGGCUGGUUCACAACAAAGAGCUCUGUGAGGUCGAUUGUCACAAUGCCCAUUUUACAGAUGAGAAACUGAGGCUGGCAGGUGGCAGUUUUCUCAAGGCUGCUCAGUGGAGGUGGGAGCUGUUCUGUCUGCCUUUCUCCGCAAAAGACUCCUGGUAGUGAGAAAACAGUCGCUAAGGCACGUAGGAAACUGUUGGUAGGGAUGCAAAUUCCUCUUGUAGGUUUUGUUCAAGAUACGCUUGAAAAUCCUUCUGGCUGCUUCUCACAAGGGUGGGGACAGUAAUUAUGUAGUAUCUAUUUUGGAUCAUUAUUUAAUGGUAGCCAGCUUUGGAGUUUCACAUAACUCAUUCCUCUCUGAUGAGAUCUGUCUAGUUCCAAAGCACACUACUUUUUCAUCUGAACUAUUGAUUCCUAUUGACUCACAUUUGUGAUUCUCCCUUCCCUGACCAGGGGUGAUGUGUGUUGAGGUUCCAGAGGGCAGUUGUUAAAAGUACAGGAGUUUUACGGAGCUAAAACUGACGUGUACAUGUGAAAAUUGGAUUCUUCGCGGACAGCGUUUUUCACAGUUCAAGUUACUUAUUUGUCCUUGACAGAAGUUUAGAAUUUAACAAUGUUUGAGAUCGAUUUCAGAAGAUUUGAGAGGUGACAUGCAAUGGUAUUUUGUAUUUGGCAAUAUGUAACAGAUGAUAGGUCAUGAGAGUUCACCAGGGACGUUUGUCGGAAUCAGACCCUUAAGAAACAAUGUUGUUCUGCCCAACAACAGCCCUGAAACAGCAAGUCUGAACUGUCCACAUUUUAAGGGUAAUUGCAUAAUCAAUCUUCUAGAUGUCCUUCGGGAUCUCUUCCAAUUCUACAAGUCCUUGAAUCUAUGAUUUCAAUUUGAAUGUCAAAUUUUCUGUUUAUUGAUUCUUAAAGUCAUAUCCUGCCUUCACAUGAAAAUGUGCCUCUGGCAAUGUGAGCAGCCAAACUGAAAUGUUGAGGAACCUCAAAUGCAUCUGAAGGUUUUGCUUCACCUCUGAAGAGGCAGAUAUAGGCGGAAUCAUGAGAUAUCACUGCUUCCCUGGGUUCCAGUAUGGAUGAUUUUAGUCACUGAACGAGAAAGAAGUUGACAUAUUGGCUUUUCCUUAUGCCUUUUGCUCACCCCAAAACAGUUGCACCCCAAAUCUGAGGUUGGAUGGCCAGAUUAAUACAUUGCAGGGGGUUGGACUAGAUGACACCGGGGGGUCCCUUCCAACUUGAUGGUUCAGAUGUCAGCAUUCGUAACAGAAGCUUGUUCCCAGGGAUCUUUGCUAAGAGUCCUGGAAGUUAGCCAAAAGGCUUGAGGGCUCACAGCUGAGAUGCAAAAGCCACUUUUCAGCAGCGGCUACUGACUGUUGUGUCACGACAAACUUGUCCGUAUCAUGUAACAUAAGUCUUUAUUCCUCUGGGUAGCUGGAAGGAAAGAAAGGGGGGGGAGAAUAAUGACUAUAAUUUGAUUUAACUAAAUACUGAGGCUGGCUUGGCAAGUGCUGUUUCUGGGGGAUGGAGGGAGAUGAUUUAGCAACGGUGGACACAAUUAGCAGAGUUUGGGGUUUAGGAAUUUGGCGAGGGUUUCCUGCGAGUGUUUUCAUGCUGUUCCUAGAAAGAACCUGUUGGCUGGCUUUCUCGUUGGUACUAGCAAGGUGACCAGAUCCCUAUCCCGUGGCUGCCAGAGCUGAAAUUAAUUGGGGCGCACAACUUAGGCGGUGUCCGUUCACCCUCUGCGGGGCGCAAUGGUCUCUGAGUUCACAUCGGGCAUUCAGGCAACAGCCUGCGGAUAGAUAGCGUGUGCACAAGUGGAACGAGGUGUGCCCACAAUCUCUCCAAACCAGAAGUCAUGGCUUGGGCAUCGCUCCUGUUGUGCGCAUUUGGGUAUGUGUGGGUGUGUGUGUGUGUGUGUGUGUGUGUGUGUUUUGGUGUGCUUUUGCCAGCUCAGCUCUCCUUUCCAGGAGUGGGUGGAAUAAGCAUGAGCUUGAGGGGGGAUAGUUGGAAAAACAGGCAAUACCUCCCAUCACACACACUGAUUCCUGGUUGUGUGUCCAGAUCCUGAGACCUCCCCCAUAAAUACAGUGGUACCUCAGGUUGCAUACGCUUCAGGUUAUAGACUCUGCUAACCCAGAAAUAUUACCUUGGGUUAAGAACUUUGCUUCGGGAUGAGAACAGAAAUCAUGCUCCGGCAGCACAGCAGCAGCAGAAGGCCCCAUUAGCUAAAGUGGUACCUCAGGUUAAGAACAGUUUCAGGUUAAGAACGGACCUCCGGAACGAAUUAAGUACUUAACCUGAGGUACCACUGUAAAAACACAUUUGACUCAAAUUUUGGUUUUGGUUUUUUGGCAGAAUUUAGGCCACAACUUUACUGAUUACAGAUAAGUGAGUGGUUGCAUAGGCUCUGGUUCGACUAGCUCCCUAUGCCCACGGUAGGUAGCGCUGACCCAGGGCGCACCAUAGGUCAGCCAAGGGUAAACACCUGGGGAAGAUCAAGAGCCUGGGAGCAGACUCUGUCCGCUUCCCAGAUGCUCCCUGGGACUCAGGCACAGGCACAACCCCCAACUGGGGUUGACCAAACCAAUUAGAGUCCUUGGAUUCCUUUAAAGCAGCCUUUCUCAACCUGUGGGUCCCCAGAUGUUGUUGAACUACUACUCCCAUCACCCCUAGCUAGCAAGGCCAUUUAUAAUUAUUAUUAUUAUUAUUAUUAUUAUUAUUAUUAGAGGUUCAGUCACAUUGAUCUCCCCAUAACAUGUGCCCUCUGUGAGGAGGACACGAUAUAGGAAAAUUUUCAAAGCUCCGAUUUGAAAAUUUAGAGUUUGUGCUUGAUCAUUUGGAAAGCAGUGGACUCUCCUUCACUGGAGAUUUUUUUAAACACAGGUUGGAUGGUCAUCUGUCAGGGCUUCUUUAGCUGUGAUUCCUGCAUUGCAGGGGGCUGGACUGGAUGACCCUUGGUGGCCCCUUCCAACACUACAAUUAUUUGAGUCUAUGGAUUUCUUCUAGCUCAACUUCAGCCAUUCCAGUUAAUACAUUUUAUGCGUAGCACAGAGAAAGAGAGAAGUUUUUCUCCCUCUCUCCUAACACUAGGACUCAGGGACUUCCAGCAAAGGGGGAUGUUGGAAGAUUGAGGGCAGAGAAAAGAAAGUCCUCCUUCAUGUAGCCCAUAGUCAAACUGGAACUCACUGCAGGAUCACCAACCUCAAUGGCUUUAAAAGAGGAUUGGACAAAUUCAUGGAGGAGGAGAGAGCUAUUGACGGCUACUAGUUCCACUUUGGAGGGCAGUAAGUGCUCAGGGACGCGGGUGGGCUUGCCGAUCAGAAGGUUGGCGGUUCGAAUCCCCGCGACGGGGUGAGCUCCCGUUGCUCCCUCCCUGCUCCUGCCAACCUAGCAGUUCAAAAACACGUCAAAGUGCAAGUAGAUAAAUAGGUACCGCUCCGGCGGGAAGGUAAACGGCCACCUGUUUGGCCACUGUGAGAACAGGAUGCUGGCCUAGAUGGGCCACUGGUCUGAUCCACAAGCCUCUCCUGAUAAUCUCAUUUUUAAAAGCAAGAGAUUUGGGCCAGAAGGAAACAUGAUCUUGGGCACCCUUCUUGAUCCUAGAUGGCUACAAAGUCCAGGUUGACUAGGGCCUUUCCAUCAUAAAAAGACCCUCUGUGCUUCCUCAGAGGCUCAUCCUUGCCUCCAUGUUUGUCCCUCAGUGCCCAGCACUGAGCUUUGGCACUGGAAAGUGGUGCUGGGUCUGAUCUUUAAUUAAGCCCUGCUCCCAGCAGAGUCCAACUGCUCAGCUAUUCUGAGGGCGUCAGAAAGCACCUCUGUUCUGGCUCCUGUGUCUGUAGCUGGUGCCACAAUCUGAUUAGCAACCUUUUCUCGCUCAGCAAAUCCCUCACGGUUUCCUGCUGAGCUCUGUCUGAACUGGUAAGCCGACUCGUCAGGUGGCUUCCAAAUGGUUGAUAAAUGCAUGGUGGCAGAAGCUUUAGCGGGCAUGCGCCCGUCAGCUUCUCGAGUACGUCUUGCGAUGUGGAUUCAAGCCCACAAACACAUCCCUGGCCUCUGAGACGUUUAAGGUGCCAGAAGCUCCUGUGUUGCACUUGCUGCAGUUGCAGCUGGACAGGGCAGCUGGCUGGUGUGGCUCCCCUUCAGGAAUUUGUCAAGGACACUUUGGAGGCUUGAACGACUAAUGAGAAGAGGGCGAAAGAGCUUUGAUUCCUGCAUUUGCAGGGGUUGGGCUAGAUGACCCCUGUGGUGCCUUCCAAUUCUAUGAUGCUAUGAUGCUAUGAAAAUGUACUUGCAAAGUCCGGCCUAAGGUGUUGAGGCUUUUAAAUCCCAUGUAUGCACGGUGAUGCUGGUGCUAUUCAGCAAUGCGCACACACUUCUCCCCUUCUCUGUUUCAUGUUCAAAACAACCCUGUGCGGUAGAUUAGACUGAGAGAUUGUGAAUGUCCCAGUGAGCUUCGUGGCAGAAUGGGGAGUUGAAACCUGAUCUGCCAGGUCCUAGUCCAACCCUCUAACUGCUACACAAUCUGGGCUCUGUAAUACACUCUGUCCAUGUUCAGAGACAUGCUUUCCUUUGUUUAUUGCUUCACACUGCUUUGGGAACAGAUUCUGGGUUUGAGCCAGACCUCAACUGAAGCCACAGUCCCUUACGCCAAUGGUUUUCAACCAGUGUGCCAUGGCACCUUUGGGUGCCUUGAAUGAUGGUCAGGGGUGCUGUGGGCAACACUGUCCUCUGUCCCUCUUUCCUCCCCUCCCUCCUCUGAUGCCCCCUUGAGUCUCUGCCUCCCAAAGGCUUGCACAGCUGUUUCUUGCAGCAGCCCUGGUUACAAGUUCCCCAGGCGAAUGGUGUCUCUGAUGCUGGCCAGGGGGUGCUGGUUGCCAGGAGCUGAGGUGGCCUUGGAGUAAGCAAGCAAGCGGGUGAGGGAGCCCAGCCAGAUAGUCUGCCAGCCCUUGCUGUUGAGAAUGGACAGACAAGUCCUAGGCCCUGUGGGGCAGUGUGAGGAAACACCUCUCUUUGGGUUGGGGGGGGUGCAGCUCAGAGACGAGGGGCAGCAGCAGCAGAUGCCCAGAGGACUCCCAAAAAGAGGAGAGAGGAGGCUGAGGGCACACUCCACAAGGGAGGGUAUCGAAAAAGGGUGAGAGGCUGCCAUUUCUGCAGGAAGGGGUGACAUAACUGGGCUCCUGGGCCCCACAAGGGAGAUGCAGAAAGAAGGUAGUUGGUCAAGGGAGCCGUGGACUCAAAAACAUUGGAAACCUCUGCCUUAAGCCCCCAAAAUCUGAGAACAUGGCAACUCAGCCUGCCAAGAUGACCUUUCUGUUCUUUGGAUAAGACAUUGAUGCAAGGGUAAUUAAAAUCCACUCCCUGACACCCCGUAUUGCAUCUGAGUUCUGCAAAGGGAUCGUCACUCAGUUUCUCCCUGGGUCUGAGGAAAGGUAUCAUUUGCAAGUAUUAAUAGGAUGCAGGGUUUAUUUGCCUCAGUAAGCCGCCAUCCUCUCUGUGCCUGGGUGUUGCCACCCAACAUCCCAUAGCUUCACGACUGAUUCUCAGGCAGAACCUGUCUCCAUGCUGGGGCCACACCCUGGCAAUGCACGCACACCCUGCCUUUCCCUGUUUAUGAGGGUUAGUCUGGAUCCUUCCCCUGGAAAAAGGCUGUCUCUGUUUCGAGCCUAUUUUUACUUUUGGGGAAUGCCUUUUAAAUGCUUUGUGAGUGUGCCCGCACUCAGCCUCAUGCUCCUUAUGCUCCACAACCUUUCUCCCUAUCACUCUGGAAAUUAUGUAUCUCUGUAAUAACACUUUAAAAAUUUUGUGUUGUGGGGAGCAGCUUACUUAAGAAGUAAGCUGGAUCAGGCAAGUGGCCCAUCUGGUCCAGAAUCCUGUUCUCACAGUGGCAAAUCAGAUGCCCCUGUGGGAAACCAGGAAGCAGGAUUCGAGCACAAGAGCAGCUCUCCCUUUCUGUGGUUUCCAGUAACUGGUAUUCAGAAUUAUACACAUCACUUAGGAAGACGGACAAACUAAUAUCAGUGUAUUGGAAGAAGCAAAGAUCACCAGUGUCGAAGCAAUGAUUCUUCAACAUCAACUUUGUUGGACUGGUCAUGUUGUGCAGAAGCCUGAUCAUCGUCUUUCAAAGCAACUACUCUAUUCCAAACUUAAAAAUGGAAAGCGUAAUGCUGGUGGUCAACAAAAGAGGUUGAAAGGCUGUCUCAAGGCAAAUCUUAAAAAAUGUAGUAUAAAAACUGACAACUGGGAAACACUGGCCUGUGAGCGCUCCAACUGGAGAACAGCCUUUACCAAACGUGUCAUGGGGUUUGAAGACACUCGAACUCAGGAUGCAAGGGAGAAACGUGUGAAGAGGAAGGCACGCUUGGCAAAUCCACACCGUGAUCAGCUCUCGCCUGGAAACCAAUGUCCCCACUGAGGAAGGAUGUGUGGAUCCAGAAUUGGCCUCCACAGUCACUUACGGACUCAUUGUAAAAACCGUGUUUUUGGAAGACAAUUUUACUCAGCAACGAGGGAUCGCCAAAGAAGAAGAAGACUCAGAAGGAUUGCUCCCUUCAAUUGUGGAGUCAGAGCAGAGUCGCCAUAGCUCGUAGGCAUCAAAAGCCAUGGACUGGCCUAAUCCAGGCUUUCUCAAACUCGACCCUCCAGAUGUUUUGGGCCUACAACUCCCAUGAUCCCUCGCUAGCAGGACCAGUGGUCAGGGAUGAUGGGAAUUGUAGUCUCAAAACAUCUGGAGGGCUGAGUUUGAAGAAGCCUGGUCUAAUCCUCUUUUAAAAGCCAUUGAGGCUGGCAGUCAUCACUGCCUCCUGUGGGAGAGAGUUCCAAAGUCCAACUACACAUUCUGUAAAGAAGGACAUUCAUUUCCAUGCUCUGAAUCUUCCAACAUUCUGCUUCAUCUGCUGUCCAUGAAUUCUAGUGUUAGGAGAGAGAGAGAGAGAGAGAGAAACUUUUCUGCAUCCAUUCUCUCCAUGCCACGCAUCAUUUUAUAAACUUACUAUCAUGCCAUUUUAUAAACUUCCAUCACAUAAAUUUGUGUCGAAAGUGUGGGAUAUUAAGGAAAAAAAUGGCAAAGUAGCAGAAGGCAGGGAAGGAGAAGAUGGCAGUGAAUAGAUCUGCUCCUUUGAAAGCACCACUUUUUUCUGCAGAUGGAAUUGGGUGAACGUUUGAUGGAGCCACACACAAAAUGCCAGGAACCAUGGGCUGAUUUUUGCAUGGAUCCAUGCAUCUGUUCCCCACUUUCUUGAGCGCUGACCCUUGGUGUUGCCAGGGAGUAUGGAUCAAGCCAAAAUGAACUGAAGGAGUCAAGGAGAAUUGGACGCCACUGGUUUGCUCUGACUAGGAUUUUGCUAGAUGAUUGAAUAUGGAUUUGGUAGAUGUGCCAAGAUCCUUGAAGAAGGGUGUGGCAAAAAUGAUGAUAAAUGAUUUAACAGGCACCUGAGCAAACCGGAUUUCCAAAUUGGUUUAUGUCACAGCUGCAGAGGUAACCAGAUGACCUCACUCUGCCUGAUACUUAACACUUUGCAACUGCACAAUGCUUGUUUUUUGGGGGGCGGUCAGGUUUCCGAUAACCAAAUGGUGCUCCAUGAUUGUGGGUUGAAUCUGGGUGUAUCCACACAGAGUUCAGCAAAAGCAAUCAUGUGACUGCUCCUGAGCACAGCCAAAAUUGCAGGUCAGUCCAAAUUUUAGCUUCUGCCACAUUUGAAGAGCGGCCAAGGCAGGUUGGAGGGUGUUAUGGAGCACGUCAGUCUUCCCACAUGCUGCUCUGGGCUUCUUCUGCAGUGUGUGGUUUGCCCCUCUUGCGUGAUUCAUGUUCUGCUCUUGCCCUAACAUCACUCCAUCUUCUUGGAUCAUCAUGGAGGUAUAGAUUGCCUAGGGUGUUUGAUAAAAGGCAGGAGAGAGGGAGAUCCUGGCUUGCAGAAAGAGCUAGAUGCCCUGUCCUGAGGUUAAUAUUUCAGUAGCCCUACUCUGAACAAGGGACGCGGGUGGCGCUAUAGGUUAAAUCACAGAGCCUAGGGCUUGGCGAUCAGAAGGUCGGCGGUUUGAAUCCCCACGACGGGGUGAGCUCCCGUUGCUUGGUCCCUGCUCCUGCCAACCUAGCAGUUCGAAAGCAUGAAGUACAAGUAGAUAAACAGGUACUGCUCCGGCGGGAAGGUAAACAGCGUUUCCGUGCGCUUAGUCAUGCUGGCCACAUGACCCAGAAGCUGUACACCGGCUCCCUUGGCCAGUAAAGCAAGAUGAGCACCGCAACCCCAGAAUCGUCCGCAACUGGGCCUAAUAGUCAGGAGUCCCUUUACAGUACCUUUACUCUGAACAAAACCUAAGUCAGGCUUCCUCAACCUCGCCCCUCCAGAUGUUUUGAGACUACAAUUCCCACCAUCCCUGGCCACUGGUCCUGCUAGCAAGGGAUCAUGGGAGUUGUAGGCCAAAAAUAUCUGGAGGGCCUGACUGAGGAAGCCUGACUUAAGUGGACUCCUGCCUCUGCUCUUGAUGAGAAGCCCAUGGGGCACAGUGGGACAAGGCAGGCAGGUGUUUUAGCAGCAAGGUCGGCUCCAGGUGUCUUUACUCCUUCCAGCCUGUGCCCCUUCCUUGUGGUCCAGAAGGCCUUAAAUGAGCUGGACUCUGACUUGAGCCUAGGAUGCCUUCUCAUGCUGCUCCUCUCUGGCAGUUUCCUUCGCAAAUUCAAAUGUCAACAUGGGGAACUCAAUCCCUGCCCUACAUGGAGGAGCUUGAUUCCUCAGAGGGUACCAGAUUCAUGUGCUGGAUGCUAUAGGUGCUGACUGGGGGCUCCUUGGCUCAUGAGCCCCAGAUCAGAUAGCUUUGGACUGUGGCUCAGGCCUGAUCCAGAUGCUGGGAUCAAGGUUGGUUUUUGACACCUCUCCCUCUGCUGCUGCUGAUCUUCUGCAUCUGGCCAUCCCCUCUGCCUCCAUGUCAGAAUUUGAGCUCAGGUUUUUUACUUAUUAAAUCUGUAUACAGCCCUAUAUCUGUAGAUCUCAGGGUGGUUCACAACAUAAAAUUACAAUAAAUACAGCAUAUUAAUAAAAACAAAGACAGCCCAAUAACGCCCCCUUUCAGAAGGCAUUUUCAAAGGCCUGGUUGAAGAGGAACAUUUUUGCCUGGCACCUAAAGGUGUAUAAUGAAGGUGCCAGGUGAGUCUCCCUGGGGAGAGUAUUCUACAAAUGGAGCCACCACAGAAAAAGCCCGUUCUCAUGUUGCCGCCCUCUGGACCUCUUGUGGAGGAGGCACACAAAGAAGGGCUUCAGACCCUAUUUCAGACCUCAGGGUCUGGAUAGGUUCAUACGAAGGAAAGUGGUCCUUGAGGUAUGUUUCCCACUAGGUUGCUUUCCUAGUAUCCAGAUCAAGUGAAGUAAUAGCACUGCAUUAUUAUGCCUCAAUCAGGCCACACCUGGAGUCUUAUGUCCAGUUCUGGGAACCACAGUUUAAAAAGGAUGUUGACAAGCUGGAAGGUGUGCAGAGGACAACUAAGAUGUUUAGCCUGGACAAGAGGAGGCAAAACAAUAGCCAUCUUCAAAUAUCUGAAGGGCUGUCCCAUGGAAGAUGGAGCCGCUUGUUUCUGCUGUUCCAGAGGGCUGGACCCGAACCAAUGAAUUCAAAUGACAAGGAAGGAAAUGCAAACUCAACAUUAGGAAGAACUUUCUGAGGGCACGAGCUGUUGAACCGUAGAACAGACUCACUGGGAGGUGGUGGACUCUUCUAGUUUUUAACCAGCUAUUGGGUGGCCUUCUGCCAUGCUUUCAUUGAGUUUCCUGCAUUGCAGAAGUUUGGACUGGAUGACCUUGGGUUCCCUCCCAACUCUACAACGCUGUGUUUCUAUGAUCUUCUUCCAAGCAUGAGGAACUUUCAUCUUGUGCAAUCUGAUGGCCAGGCGAGCCUCUGCUUGCCUUUCCGGCAACACCUCCUUGUGGAAUGACAAGCCUUUUAUAUUGUUCAGAAUCCAGACCCCAAGCCUGUUCCUCUCCCUUCCCAGAACAGCGUCCUGUGUGCUCUUCCCAGGCCUGCUCUUCCACUGGCCUCUGCCAGCGAUGGAAUUUAGGGCAGGGUCUCGACUGGAGCUUUUCCUUUGUAGUGGGUCUGCUCCCUGGCUGUGUGGUAAACAUCAUGGCAGGAAGAGGGUAGGGCAGCUCUCUCUCUCUCUCUCUCUCUCUCUCUCUCUCUCUCUCUCUCUCUCAACACCAGUGCCCUGUGGUGGCAACUUAAGGACAAUUGCAUUUAUCCAUUCUCUUAGAACCUCUUCCAUCAUCACCCCACACAACACACUAUAGUGUCUAUCUGUGUGUUUCUUAGGAACUGCAUGUGUUUUUGUGCAAAGUUAUUGAUAGUAUAAUGCACUUUACAUAUGCUCAUGUUAUUUUUUUAAAAAAAAUGUUUAAAAAUAUGUAAGCUAUAGCCAAAGGUUGACAAUGGAACAGAUUAUCUAAAGGGAUUGUGGCCUCCCCCACACUGGGCAAGCCAUAUGUUGGGGGUGUUUUUGCUCUGGAUUUCCUGCAUCAUUGAGUGGGAGGGUUGGGUAACAGGGACAUCUCAUUCUCUAGCCUAUGCUUUUAUUAUACAUAUUCCUUGGCUGGAGAAAGGCAUUGCAAAAUUCAGAGAAGUGCAAAGUUCAAAGGACGGAUGGCUGUGUUCCAGUUCCUGUGUUAGUUUAGAAAGUGGAAAUUAAUUUUUGCUGUUGUUUAGUCAUUUAGUCGUGUCUGACUCUUUGUGACCCCAUGGACCAGAGCACGCCAGGCACUCCUGUCUUCCGCUGCCUCCUGCAAUUUGGUCCAACUCAUGCUGGUAGCUUCAAGAACACUGUCCCACCAUCUCGUCCUCUGUCGUCCCCUUCUCCUUGUGCCCUCCAUCUUUCCCAACAUCAGGGUCUUUUCCAGGGAGUCUUCUCUUCUCAUGAGGUGGCCAAAGUCUUGGAGCCUCAGCUUCAGGAUCUGUCCUUUCAGGGAGCACUCAGAGCUGAUUUCCUUCAGAAUGGAGAGGUUUGAUCUUCUUGCAGUCCAUGGGACUCUCAAGAGUCUCCUCCAGCACCAGAAUUCAAAAACAUCCAUUCUUCGGCGAUCAGCCUUCUUUAUGGUCCAGCUCUCACUUCCAUAGCUUAAUUGUGAACAGAAAUUAAUUCAGUUGUGAUACCUUUACAGCAGGGGGUUGGACUGGAUGACCAUUUGGGUCCUCCCCAACUCUACAGUGUUGUGGUUCUACAAAUUCCUCCCCCUCUCUACUUCCAGAUGACCUCUUUCUUGAGCAUUUAUCCUGAUUUGUUUGCAUAGGGUGUUCAGGGAAGCAACACCUUUUGUUUUAUAGUGUUUUUAAUAUUCUGUUGGGGGCCGCCCAGAGUAGCUGGGAAAAGAAGAAGAAGAAGAAGAGUUUGGAUUUGAUAUCCCGCUUUAUCACUACCCUAAGGAGUCUCAAAGCGGCUAACAUUCUCCUUUCCCUUCCUCCCCCACAACAAACACUCUGUGAGGUGAGUGGGGCUGAGAGACUUCAGAGAAGUGUGACUGGCCCAAGGUCACCCAGCAGCUGCAGGUGGAGGAGCAGGGAAUCGAACCCGGUUCACCAGAUUACGAGUCCACUGCUCUUAACCACUACACCACACUGGCUCUCAGCCAGAUGGGGGGUAUAAAUAUAUUAUAUUGUUUUUAUACUUGGUGUUAGGUGCUCAGUCUUGGCUGGGGAGGGCGGGGUAUAAAUAAAAUUAUUAUUAUUAUUAUUAUUAUUAUUAUUAUUAUUGUAAUAUAAUGCCACCAUUUCUUGAGCAUCAGUUCUGUCUUGUUUGCUUUGAGGUCAUGCAACAUCCAGUAAUUGCCACCCCACACUUUCCUGUGCCAUUGCUUUCCUUAUCAAAAAAGUCUGAUUAUUAUGUUUUGGCAAAGUGGAGUGAUUCACUUUAAUUGUGCAACCUUGCACACAACUGCCUCUGAGGUCAGAGAAGGAAAUGCUUCUGAAUCCCACAUUGUGGGAGAAUGGUCUUGUGCUUGCCGGUUUCUCACACACAUCUGGUUGGCCACUGUAAGAACAGGAAGCUGGGUUUUUAAUGUAUUUUUAAUCUUUGUUGGAAGCCGCCCAGAGUGGCUGGGGAAACCCAGCCAGAUGGGCGGGGUACAAAUAAAUUAUUAUUAUUAUUAUUAUUAUUAUUAUUAUUAUUAUUAUUCAGACCCCCUUGGACCUGUUCCAGCAGACUCUUCUUUCAUGUGAAAUCUCUGGAGUGUGGCUGAAUCCCACUCACAAAAAGCAACAACCUGGAAGGGGUCAGAUGUAACUUACUUCCAAGUAGAAGCAGAAGGCGCUGUUUAUGGAUGCUCUGUUGUGAAGGAAAAGCUACUCGCUAUUAACUUGGCUAAGGGAUGCAGGUGGCAUUGUGGGUUAAACCACUGAGCCUUGGCCUUGCCGGUCAGAAUCCCUAAGACGGGGUGAGCUCCCGUUGCUCGGUCCCUGCUCCUGCCCACCUAGCAGUUCGAAAGCACGUCAAAGUGCAAGUAGAUAAAUAGGUAACACUCCGGUGGGAAGGUAAACAGGGUUUCCGUGCGCUGCUCUGGUUCGCCAGAAGCAGCUUAGUCAUGCUGGCCACAUGACCCGGAAGCUGUAUGCCGGCUCCCUCGGCCAAUAAAGUGAGAUGAGCGCCGCAACCCCACAGUCUUCCAGGCCUGGACCUAAUGGUUAGGGGUCCCUUUACCUUUUUAUUAACUUGGCUAUGAAACAUUUCACAUUUCUUCCAUGGAAGGAUGAAGGAGGCCUUUGGAUAUUAGAGGACAAAUGCCAAGGAAUGACUCCUCCAUUUUGCUCCUCUUUGCCUAUAGCCUAGUCCUAGGCAGGAAGGUCUGAUCUGGAAAGGCUAUCCCUAUAUGCUUGUUCUCCUUCUUGGUAGCACAACAAGAAAUUUAGGCUUUUCUCAGCUCUAACCAAGACUUUGAAUUGUGCCUGGAAAACACGGAUGGGACAGAGUCAGGGUGCGGCUGGGGGUUCAUUUUUAUUUUUUUGCAGAAGCUGCUCCCUUUGGCCACUCUCCAGAGUCAGCCCUGUGUAAGAAAUCUUUUAUAAGCAGUUAUCCUUUGAGCAGGAAUCUGCCUUCAGUCUCUGCUAAAGGGAGGGGAGGGAGUAGCAGCCGGAUGUGGGUAGCAGCAGGGAAAAUUACCACAUCAGAAAUAACUUUUUGGGACGUCCAGGCUGAUGACAACAAUAAGUUUGGGGCAAGGCAGGGAGCGUGUUGAUGAACCAGGAGGGCGUGCAGCGCUCCAAGUUUAAGAGUCACACGCUGUGUUACAAAAGCCUUUGAGUGCAACGUUUGGAGGAAUAUAAAAUGCAGAACCGAAUUUCCUGCGGGGAUUUGGGACAGGGCUAUUGGCUCAAGAGAUUCUCCCCCCCUCCCCCACAUAAGAACAUAUUAAGAGCCUGCUGGAUCAGGCCAAAGGCAUCCUGUUCUCAAUGGUGGCCACACAGGUGCCUCAAUGGAAAGUAUCCAGAAUCUGGCAUUGCUGCCUCUGGCUGUGGAGGCAGAGCAGAGCCAUCAUUUCCUCCUGUGGCAGUGAGUUCCACCGUUUAAAAUUAUUUACAGCAUAGACUACCCCACCCAGAACACAAUGGAACGUCUAGUCCAGGCACAGGCAAACUCGGCCCUCCAGAUGUUUGGGGACUACAACUCCCAUAAUCCCUGACCACUGGUACUGUUAGCUAGGGAUGAUGGGAGUUGUAGUCCCAAAACAUCUGGAGGGCUGAGUUUGCCUAUGCCUGGUCUAGUCCAUGGGUGGGCAACCUUUGCCAACCUGAUGCGCGCAUCCUGUCAUGGGUAACCUUCCAGUGAUUGGCAGGGCCAGAGUAAAAUACAAAACCUCUUCCAAUCUGCUUUUCUCCUUGCAGGGGGAAAGAUACGCAUGUCUGAAUUGGGGGGGGGGGGUUAGUGAAAGAAACCGCUGGCAGGCAAAAGCAUUAAGCGCUUCCUGCUCCCUCCACAACCAUUGGGCUCUCAAUUGAACCCCCCCCCAAAAAACCCCGUGUGUUUCUUUAAGACUGGAGUUAGUUAUGCACACCUGCACGUAUCAUCUGGCUCAGUCCUCGGAAAGCCCCAUGGAUGUUGCCAUCCAAAAACAUUUCUAGCUGGGGAUUCCCACAUGAGCUGGCUGCGCCGUGAUUCAUCCUGACUCCUUGCCUCUGUUCCUGGCAGUAUCAGUUGCAUCUCCAUAUCCCUGGCUGGUUUCAUCCAUCCUGCGCUGCCCUUGGGCAAUACCAGCCCUUCUCCUGAAGUCUUGGGCUUUGCGGUUAGAGAGUUGCCAGUCCGCAGGUGCAGAAGCACCUGUGGCCACCUGGCUACCUCAAGGAGACCUCACAAAGACCACCUGGAGCACUUCUAGGAGGUUCUCACCUUGGCUUUCCCAGAGAACAAGAAGAACAACUUUUUGCUUUUCAGUUAGUUAGUUUCAUGUUAAAAUGCCAACCAAACUGAUUUUCCCCCUCCACUUUCCAUGGUGUUUUUGACCUGCUUUCCCAUCUGUGACUAUGAUCCUGGCUCAUGUUGACUUGACUGGAGAGCCAGGGCUCCUUCCAAAUCCUCUCACAUCCAUUGAAGAAUCUUCCUGUGAGUUCUCAUCCCCCACAUACACAGGCUUCUUUUGAACCUCCAAGGCAAUCCUCUUAAGAUCAUGGUUGCGUAUGGCUGCAGAGGAGGGCAACGAAAUAUGAUCAAGCCAUAUGAGGAAUGGUUGAGGGAAUUGAGCAUAUAUGGCCUGGAGAGAAGUGAGAGGUGAUAUGAUUGUUGUUGUUUAGUUGUUUAGUCGUGUCUGACUCUUCAUGACCCCAUGGACCAGAGCACGCCAGGCACUCCUGUCUUCCAUUGCCUCCCACAGUUUGGUCAAACUCAUGCUGGUAGCUUUGAGAACACUGUCCCACCACUGUCCCCCCCAAAAAAAUAAAAAUAUGUAAGCUAUAGCCAAAGCUUGACAAUGGAACAAAUUAUCUGAAGGGAUUGUGGCCUCCCCCACACUAGGCAAGCCGUAUAUUGGGGGUGUUUUUGCUCUGGAUUUCCUGCAUCAUUGAGUGGGAGGGUUGGGCAAGAGGGACAUCUCAUUCUCUAGCCUAUGCAUUUUAAUACGUAUUCCUUGGCUGGAGAAGGGCAUUGCAAAAUUCAGAGAAGUGUGAAUUUCAAAGGACGGCUGUGUUCCAGUUCUUGUGUUGGUUUAGAAAGUGGAAAUUAAUUUUUGCUGUUGUUUAGUCAUUUAGUCAUGUCCGACUCUUCGUGACCCCCUGGACCAGAGCAUGCCAGGCACUCCAGUCUUCCACUGUCUCCCACAGCUUGGUCAAACUUAUGCUGGUAGCUUCGAAAACACUGUCCAACCAUCUCAUCCUCUGUCGUCCCCUUCUCCUUGUGCCCUCCAUCUUUCCCAACAUCAGGGUCUUUUCCAGGGAGUCUUCUCUUCUCAUGAGGUGGCCAAAGUCUUGGAGCCUCAGCUUCAGGAUCUGUCCUUCCAGUGAGCACUCAGGGCUGAUUUCCUUCAGAAUGGAGAGGUUUGAUCUUCUUGCAGUCCAUGGGACUCUCCAGAGUCUCCUCCACCACCAGAAUUCAAAAGCAUCAAUUCUUCGGCUUUCUUUAUGGUCCAGCUCUCACUUCCAUAUGAUAUGAUAUCCAUCUUCAAAUAUCUGAAGGGCUGACGCAUGGGAGAUGGAGAAAGUUCCUUUUCUGCUGCUCUGGGAGGGAGGACCCGAUCCAAGGGAUUCAAGUUACAAGAAAGGAGAAUACAACUAGACAUUUGGAAGAACUUUCUGGCAGUGAGAGCUGUUCGACAGUGGAACGGGCCCCACUGGAACCUGGUGGACUCUUCUUCCUUGGAGGUUUCUAAACAGAGGUUGGAUGGCCAUCUGUCAGGGAUUUUUUAGCUGUGACCCCUGCAUUCCAGGGGGGGGGGUUGGUCUAGAUGACCCCUUGAAGUACUUUCCAAAUAUUGUUGUUGUUGUUGUUUAGUCGUUUAGUGGUGUCCGACCCUUCGUGACCCCCUGGACCAGAGCAUGCCAGGCUCUCCUGUCUUCCACUGCCUCCAGCAUUUCCGUCAGACUCAUGCUAGUAGCUUCGAGAACACUGUCCCACCAUCUCGUCCUCUGUCCUCCCCUUCUCCUUGUGCCCUCAAUCUUUCCCAACAUCAGGGUCUUUUCCAGGGAGUCUUCUCUUCUCAUGAGGUGGCCAAAGUAUUGGAGUCUCAGCUUCAGGAUCUGUCCUUCCAGUGAGCACUCAGGGCUGAUUUCCUUCAGAAUGGAUAGGUUUGAUCUUCUUGCAGUCCAUGGGACUCUCAAGAGUCUCCUCCAGCACCAUAAUUCAAUUCUUCGGCGAUCAGCCUUCUUUAUGGUCUAGCUCUCACUUCCAUACAUCACUACUGGGAAAACCAUAGCUUUAACUAUACGACUUUCCAAAUCUACAGUUCUAUUAUUCUCUAGGAGAACUUUAGAUCUGCCUUUAAUCCCUCAGCCGUGUCUUCUGCCAAAGUGUAGCUGUUAUGUGGGUGGUAUUUUUGCACAUCUUCCUGGGAAGUCAGAAUUCCAGAGAUCUCUGCUACUGACCAGCAGCGUCAUGUGUGGCCUUAAGGUAGCCUGAGCCUCCUUUACGGUCAUCUGGAGGGUUGGCGGUCCUUGUUUACCCAGGUGUUAUAGGAAGCCGUCCAUUUGGUCCUCGAUUUGCUCACCCAAAUGACUUAGGUAUGUGUGUGAUAAGUGUUAGGUUUGGCCUCAAGUCAUUUCUAAAAGAUGGUUUGCCUACAAUUAACAGGUUUUGCCCCAUAACUCAUUUCCUGGGUUCUUGUUUUUAUAAUGCUUACCUUCUCGAAAAGUGGUUGUUCUGGUUUUCUUAGGCAUUUUGGUUGUGUGUUUUGCUUCUUUGUUUCCCUAAGGAGUAUAAAGCUUAGCUUCAAAGAUAGGAAAACUGUUUUAGUUGAGAUUCCUGCAUUGCAGGGGGCGGUUAGACUAGAUGACCCCAAAGGAAACGUUCCAAUUCUACGAUUUUCAGUGCCGCUCCCAUCACAGCUCUAAAAACACAACAACAAGAUUUGCACAUUCUCACUCUCGUUCCUCAGGUCUGUGGAACAUCUGGGAUUCAAAAAAUGCCAUUAGAUUGAUAUCAGUGAUGUUUCUUGUGGCAUCAGUAGGGGAAAGGCACAGUUCUGCCAUAAGGAGGUGAUGGGUGAUGAUAACUUCAAAAUCAGCCCCCUUCUCCCUCCCUUCUCCUCCUGCUGCAUUGCAAAUCGCUUGGGUUAAAAUCACCAAAAGAAGACUCGCAGACAUAAGUGGAGGAGAGAUUGCAUCCAUUAAGCCAUAACAAGUUGGAGGAACUGCAUGCAAGCAAUUAACCAAAUUAACAGAAUUUAAUUAACCAAAUUAAGAGAAUUACAGGCAGGAAGGCCUUUGCUAACUCCAGCAGGGAAACAUCCCUCGAGCUCUCUUGGCACAGAACCAGAGAAUUGUAGAGUUGGAAGGGACCCAGUGGGUCAUCUAGUCUAACCCACAUAGUCAAACCAUGGAACUCCCUCCCACUGGAGUCAGUGAUGGCCCCCAAGUCAGAUGGCUUUGAAAGAGGAUUGGACACAUCCAUGGAGGAGGAGAGAUCCUGCUCACUGGUUUCCCACAGGCAACUCUUUGGCCACCGUGAGAGAAGGAUGGGUCCAUGGCCUGAUCCAGUGGGCUUUUAUUAUGUUCUUAUGUAGGAAUCACAGCUAAUGCAGCCACCAGGUGUGACUCCCCAGUUGAGGACGAACCUCAAAGAUGAGCCUGGCAAGGGCACCUAAAGGCAACUGCAAAGUCCAGCAGACAUAAGCACGGCCCAAUCAUGCCUCGGUUUACCUGCUGUUUUCCUUCCCGCUUCCUUCCCUGCCGAUAUUUAUGGCCAGCAGUAAGCCGCCAUGCCACACAAUUGCCUAAACGGCAGUCGACUUUGUCCCUACAAUGUGGGAUAGGCAAAAAAAUGAGGGAACUUCAGGUCAAGAAGGAAUUGCCCCUGCAAAAAUUCCUACUUCAAUAGUCUAAGAAGGACAGGAAGGUGCUAUAAAGCAGAAAGCAAGAGGCAGGAGAGGCGUCAAUUUAUAAAUUGAGUUUUACCCUCCACCCCCCAAUUCUCCUUUUGGCCUCACGUGGACAUCCACCUAACCCCUUCCAUCCAGGAAGGUCAGAAGCACUCUUCUCUUCUUCAGCUGUGGCUCUUGAACUGAAAGGGUUCGGAAUAGGUGAACUUUGGGGGGGGGGUCCCUUCCAACUCUACAACUCUACGCUUCUUUCUAGGGUCAGAGUGAGGUCAAACACACUCCCACAGCUUAAUAUCCUAUGCACUUUUUUAAAAAAAUUGUAGAGGGGGGCUAUUGGGAUGUUUUCAUUGUUAUUAUAUAUGUUUUAUUAUGUAUUCUUUGAACCGCCCUGAGACCCUCAGGUAUAGGGUGGUAUAUAAAUAAUGAUAAUGAUACCAGGGAUGGCAUUGCUGGGGUCAUAAGCCCCCCUGCUGGCCAAAGGAUGAGGAUGAUGGAUUUCAUUUGCACCCCAUCCUUCCUGUAAGGAGGUCUCAGAGCAGCGUACAGAGUGCAUGCGGAAACAGACUCCCGCUGGGUUCAGUCUGAGCUGCUGAAAUCCUCCAAAUCAUUGCGCCUUUUCAUCUUUGGAAGUGAACAGCUUAGAGCCAACACCCUAAACAAAAACAAAAAAAGCACAAACUCAGAGCAAAUAAAAAACUUUUUACAAGAUGAACCGGAUCUUGUGAACCAAACAAGUCCAAACCCCUUUAUAGGCAAAGCUGAAGAAGAGGCCAGAGGCAGAAUUUUGUUCUCGGCUUCAAGGAAUCCGGAUGCAAGCAUUCCCUGCUUUUUAAAAAUAAUUGUGUGGGACAUCGCUCCCCUUACACCACCCCCCAUAAUGUUUGCUCAGAAAUCGGCCCCACUGAGUUGAGAGGGACCGAGUACCUUGGCAGGAUCACAGCUGUUGUUCAGGAGUUCACGGGGGCACACACCCAAAGGUGGCUUCUGUUCCUCUCCAAAAAUCACCUCUUGGUUUGCCUGAGUGAUUGGGCUGACCAGGUCAAGAGGACCAGUCCCUCAAGCAGCUAGGCCAGCACUUUUCUUAAACUGCAGGAGGGGCUAAGAAGCCCCUCUGGUGCUCUCUGUGACACACAUGAACUUUCUUAAUGAAGAAUGGAAGGAGCUGGAAGAGAACUUUUGGCUUUCUACAGUUCACUGCUGCUGUAUUCUGGCAGGAAUUUAUUUGUCUUAACAUGACAGUAUUAUAGAAUAGUAGAGCUGGAAGGAACCCCAGAGGCCAUCUGUACCCUUCAGGUGUCUCUCUAUUUUCCAGGGAUAGUCCUGGAUUACGAAAGCCAUCCUGGUUUCUGAUUUGAUCCCAGAAGGUCCCUAUUUCCCCUGCUUGUGCAGAGUUUGGGCCAAGGGAGUGCGUAGACCCUUUGUAAGCAGAGGUCUGAAUCUGAGAGAGAGAAAGAUGGCUUGCUGCGUAUCUUCUGGUGCACUGCUGUUGAUAUAGUCUGUAUCUUUUGCAGGGCUUUCGUAGGCAAAUUGUGACUCAGUUUCUCCAUCGUUCUAAUGGGAAGUAGGUUGAUCCACCUCCAUCAGUGAUGAGCUCAUUGACUUGGAAAUUUGUCCUGGCUCCAGCAACUUCAAAGAGGGUGGCUCAUAUCAGAAUACAGCCGGUGGUUGCAUUCCUAGAUUCGCAUACCUAGGUGUGAACCCCAUUGAAUUUAGUGGGGCUUACCUGUACGUCAUGUGGAUAGGAUUGCGCUGUUAAAGGAUUAAGCCACUUGCUAAACGAAUUCAGAGGCUAUUUAAAAAUAAAUGAAGGAUUAACAUUGGAAAUGUUUUAUUUUUGAACCAACCAAAGAAUGCAGUACAAUGUGAGAUCAUUACUCCUCAAACUUCAGAGCAUGGGAAGUCACUCAAAGAUAUAAAAUUUGGCAUAAAAUUUGGUCUUUUGGAUUGUAUUAUAAUUCAGAAUGUACUUAAUGUGGUUUUUAUUGGAUUGUUAAUAUGGAAUACUUUUAUUUUUUUUAAAAAAGGAUCUUGCUGUUAAGGUGACAAGCCAUCGUCAUCACUGGUGUAGUGCCUAAGGGUUAGAAUGGCUUAAUACAUCGCCAUGAACACAUCACUCACUUAUAUAAGGUUUUAAUAGCUAUCCCUUCUGCAAGCAUGACUGCGGAGAAGUAUCUGUGAAGAUGCAACUCCCUAUCUGCAUAAUUAUUACAUGCUUGGGACCUUAGAUGCAUUUGAAACAAGCACACAAGUAUCAGGAAUCUGCCUUCAGAAUGCUGAAUCAACUUGUGGAGCAAAUGGGAUGAUAAAGGCAUCUUGGAGAGACGCAAUGAUAUCUCCCCUUUGCUCAAAGAUGAUCUUGGCGUCUUAGAAUCAUAGAAUCAUAGAAUCAUAGAGUUGGAAGAGACCACAAGGGCCAUCGAGUCCAACCCCCUGCCAAGCAGGAAACACCAUCAGAGCACUCCUGACAUAUGGUUGUCAAGCCUCUGCUUAAAGACCUCCAAAGAAGGAGACUCCGCCACACUCCUUGGCAGCAAAUUCCACUGUCGAACAGCUCUUACUGUCAGGAAGUUCUUCCUAAUGUUUAGGUGGAAUCUUCUUUCUUGUAGUUUGGAUCCAUUGCUCCGUGUCCGCUUCUCUGGAGCAGCAGAAAACAACCUUUCUCCCUCCUCUAUGUGACAUCCUUUUAUAUAUUUGAACAUGGCUAUCAUAUCACCCCUUAACCUCCUCUUCUCCAGGCUAAACAUGCCCAGCUCCCUUAGCCGUUCCUCAUAAGGCAUCGUUUCCAGACCUUUGACCAUUUUGAGCAACACCUGUUGCCCUUGCAGUGUUCCAACAUUGGGCAACUGUUCACAUCCUGCAGUAUCAUCCCUCCUGCCUUAUCUAAUCUCACAGGAGCCGCCUGCCCGGAUCUGGUUUCUUAUCUGUGCCAGCCUAAAAUUGCAUCAGGAGGAAAAUCCAGGGGAUAUUUUACUAUAAUCAGAAAAGUCUCCCCAUGUCGUGGCGGCACUAUAGGCGGUGAUAAAUUUAGUCCGGGGGUGGACACACGGCAGGUCAGGGACUUUGGCUGUGAUUCCUGUACUGCAGGUGGUUGGGCUAAAUGGUCCGUUGGGUCCCUGCCAACUGCGCAGUUCUAUGAUUCUACGUCUAGUUGGUUUCCAGCAAGUCUCCUGGUGCUGAGAUUCUUGCAAAACAGGAUGAUGGGUUUUGGUGCACCUGCAGACGGGACCUUAAAAGCAUAGAAUCCUAGAAUCGUAGUGCUGGAAGGGACCAAGUGGGUCAUCCCAGGGGGGUCUAACCCCCCUUGCAAUUCAGGAAUCUUUUGCCCAGUAUGGGUCUCAAAGCCACAACUCUGUGUCCAGAUGCAGGGCUCUUGCCACAUUCCUAUGCUAUUCUGCAGCAUGACUGCCAGGUGGCCUGAAUGGAUCAGUGGUCUGACUCAUAAGAAGACCCUGUUCUGGACCAGGCCAAUGAUGCAUCGAGGCCAGCAUCCUGCUUUUGCAGUCGCCACCCAGACCACAAGCAGGAUCCGGGCACAGCUAUUACUUUAUUAUUUAUUCAAUCUCUAUAUUGCCUUUCCUCCAAGAAUAACAGGGCGGGUUACAAUAUAAAAACACAACAGUGCAUACCACGGCAACACACGAAAGCCAUAACCCACCACACACCCAGCUUCGAAGGCUGCAGAUUCUUUAAUUAGCCAAAGGCCUGGGAGAAGUGGAAUGUUUUCGCCUGGCACCUAAAGAUAUGUAAUGAAGGCGCCAGGCAAGUCUCCCUGGGGAGAGCAUUCCACAAAUGGGUGCCACUGCAGAAAAGGCCCCGUUUUGGUGUUGCCACCUUCUGAACCUCCUGCAGAGGAGGCACAUGAAGAAGGGCCUCAGAGGAUGGUGUCAGGGUCCAGGUUGGUAGUCAUAUGAGGAGAGGUGGUCCUUGAGGAGCCCUCUGCCCUCCUGAGGCUUUUGGCAACAGGUGUUCAGGAGCGUUGCUGCCUCCGAGUGUUGGCCACCCAUAGCUCUGUCCUGCAGGACUUGGCAUUAAGUGGUUCCCUGUCUUCUUUUGCAGCUAUUCUCCAGGGAACUCGGGCUUUGAUGGUGGCCUCCAUCCUCUUGGGGCUCAUCGCCUUCUCCAUCUCCUUAAUCGGAAUGAAGUGCAUGAAAUGCAUGGAGGACGACCAGGUCCAGAAGAUGAGGAUGGCCAUUAUCGGAGGCAUCUUCUUCCUGGUUGCAGGUCAGUAGCAUCUCUCUCUCCCCUCGGACAGUUGUUUUCUCGAGGGCAAGGGGGAACUGGAUGGGGAAGACACCAGAGGGGAAGACCGCAAGAUGGUUGACUCACUGCCUGCCUUUUCUCUCUCAUCUCCAUCCACAGGAUUUGCCGCCCUGGUGGGGACUUCUUGGUAUGGAAACGAAGUCGCACGCCAAUUCUUCGACAUUUACACGCCUGUCAACACCAGGUAAAUGCUGCCCUCAUGCAACCGGGCUGGGUUAAAGGUGUGGUGAUGUCUCCUCGUUUGCUUCCAGGACCCAGGUGGCAAAAAGUUGUUGCCCUGGACAACCCGUCUAAGCUUGCCAGGAUUUGCCGAGCUCCUGUGAAGAGGGGGCAAUGCUUCUGAGUUCCAGGUGCUGGGAACCACGGGAGGGGAUCAUAAGAACAUAAGAACAGCUGGCUGAAUCAGGCCAAUGGCGCCUGUAAUCCAGCAUCCUGUUCCCACUGGGGCCAAACAGAAGCCUGUGGGAAACCGGCAAGCAGGAUUCAAGCACAAGAGCAGCUUUCCCCUCUUGUGGUGUCCAGCAACUGGGAUUCAGAAGCAUUGUGGAGGCAAAGCCAAGCCAUUGUGGCUAUCAGCCACCCACAGCACUCUCCUCCAUGAAUUUUUCUAGUUCUCUUUUAAAGCCAUUUUGGUUGGUGAACAUCACUGCCUCCUGGGGGAGGGAGUUCGAUAGUUUAACUAUGGAACAUAACACCGGUCAUGAAAGAUCAACAUUGGCUCCCAGGACGUUUCCGAGCACAAUUCAAAGCGUUGGUGCUGACCUUUAAAGCCCUAAAUGGCCUCAGCCCAGUAGACCUGAAGGAGCGUCUCCACCUCCAUCAUUCUGCCCGGACGCUGAGGUCCAGCACCGAGGGCCUUCUGGCAGUUCCCUCAUUGCGAGAAGCAAAGCUACAGGGAACCAGGCAGAGGGCCUUCUCGGUAGUGGCCCCCUCCCUCCCAUCAGAUGUCAAAGAGGUAAACAACUACAGUGGUACCUCGGAUUACAGACACUUCAGGUUACAUACUCUUCAGGUUACAGACUCCGCUAACCCAGAAAUAGUACCUCGGGUUAAGAACUUUGCUUCAGGAUGAGAACAGAAAUCAUGCUCCGGCGGCGCAGAGGCAGCGGGAGGCCCCAUUAGCUAAAGUGGUGCUUCAGGUUAAGAACAGAUUCAGGUUAAGAACAGACCUCCAGAACGAAUUAAGUACUUAACCCGAGGUACCACUGUACCUAACAUUUAGAAGACAGCCCUGUUCAAAGAAGUUUUUAAUGUGUGACAUUUUAAUGUAUUUUUAAUCUUUGUUGAAAGCCGCCCAGAGUGGCUGGGGAAACCCAGCCAGAUGGACGGGGUACAAAUAAUAAAUGAUGAUGAUGAUGCUCUGUGUAACAACAACAACAACAAUUUAUUUAUUGUACCCCACCCAUCUGACUGGGUUUCCCCAGCCGCUCUGGGAGGCUUCUAAAAAAUAUAAAAACACCAUAAAAUGUCAAACAUUAAAAGCCUCCUGAUAUAGGGCUGUCUUCAGAUGUCUUCUAAAGUUGUGUAGUUCUUUAUCACCUUGACAUCUGAUGGUAGGGCGUUCCACAGGGCAGGCGCCACCACCGAGAAGGCCCUCUGCCUGGCUCCCUGUAACUUCACUUCUUGAAGUAAGGGAACUGCCAGAAGGCCCUCAGCGCUGGACCUCAGUGUCCAGGCAGAAUGAUGGGGGUGGAGACACUCCUUCAGGUAUACUGGGCCGAGGCCGUUUAGAGAAAAAGAAGUGAAGAAGUCCUUAUUUUUAUCUGUCCUGAAACUUCCAACCUUCAUCUUCAUUGGAUGUCCCUGAGUCCUUGCGUUAUGAGAGAAGGAGGAAAAGGGACUGUAGGCAGGUCUAGGCAGGCGAAACAUUACACUGCAGCCAAGAGGGAGGGACAACCUCCUCUUCCUUUUGUACAUCCUGCCUGCCAAAGAGAGUUUUGUGGCUUCGCAACUUGCAUCCUGCAUGUUAACAUCAAUUCAUCCUAAACUAAGCGAUCCCUUGUGACCCAGUCCGCGUUCCACACCGAAGGGAAUAUCUCUUGCCACAAAUGCUGGAGCAAGUUUUCAUACCUCCCCUCAUCCAUGGCUGAUCAUUUAUGAUCACAGUAUUAACGCGGAUGAAUCAGACCAAUGCAUUGUAACUGAAUCACAACACCUGCCCCUGAACGCCUGCAAGUCUCGUCCUGCUUUCAGGACGCUUGUGAAAGCCCCGAGUGACUAUCAUACAUAGCUGUACAUAUCCAGCUGUCCCAGACGGAUGCGAGGAGACCAUGGCACCUCACACAAAACAUAUGUGGAGUUAUGAAUAGGAAUGUUAUUUAUUCGUAUAGCUGAAGCUGUUCCAAAAAGCCAAAAUAGACAAAACAAAAUAAAACGCAUCGCACAGUUAAAAUAAUAAUAAUUAUUUUAUUAUUAUUAUUAUUAUUAUUAUUAUUUUCAAGUUGAGGUAGAAUUUUUUUUAAAAAAUAAUAAUUUUUAUUAAGUUUUACACUUUUAUAUUCAUCACAAUAACAUUAUCUAAAAAAGAAAAAUAAAUGCCGUUCUCCAAUCUCCCCUCCCACGACUUCCCUCAACUUCCUCUUCUGGUUUAUUACACAAUAACUUCUCUUGCUUGUUUUAUUAUAACUUAACAUUGCAUUCUUUAAGUUAAAUAUUUUUAUAUUCUUAUCAUUUUUAUACCUCAACAAUUUUCUAAAUGCCUCUUAUACUUGGUUAUUUUCUAAUUCUUACACCUUGCUUUUUAUCUUUAUUUUGUUGGUUGUAAGUGUUUACUCAAACCCUGCUAGUGAGUCCACUUCCUUACAAUGUUUCUAUAAAUACAACAUAAACGGUUUCCAGUCUUUUUAAAAGUCUCUAUUGCCCUUAUCUCUAAGUUUUCCAGUUAACUUGGCCAUUUCCGCAUACUCCAUCAGUUUUUCUUGCCAUUCUUCUUUGGUUGGUAUCUUGUUGUCUUUCCCUCUUUGGGCUAGUAAUAUCCUAGCCGCUGUUGUAGCAUACACUUAAAAUAAUUAUUUAAACCAGGCAUUCUGUGAGAUAAGAGCUUGCUCCCCUGAAGAAUUUAACUUACCCCUCUAACUUUUCUUAAAAUUGUCCCCCUUAAAACAGGCCGCUUUUCCAGAAGUGUAAAGGGAGACCUGUCCCCCUAUAAGAAGUUAAUCAGAUACCCAUUUCAUCUCUCAACUGAGAGAUUUAAACCUUUGACCAAGGCUUCUCUUAAGCCCUUGUAGGUUGGGCAAACCAUUAAGAAGUGGGGUGAGUCUUCAUGCACUGGAAAGGGAAAUGCAAUUAAUGGUUAGCUAUUGUUGGUGGUGAUUAAUUGGUGGUUUUCUUUCCCCCUUCUCCUCUUCUCCCAGAUAUGAAUUUGGACCCGCUCUCUUCAUCGGCUGGGCAGCUGCGGCCCUGACCAUCCUGGGAGGGGGCUUCCUGUGCUGCUCCUGCCCUCGCCGCGAAACCACCUACCCACCGAGCCGGCCGUACCCCAAGUGCGCCCCCUCUUCCGGGAAAGAUUACGUAUAACCCGGAAUGGAGGCAGAGCAAAUUGCUUUGGCAUUUAAGAAACCAAAGGGACACUGACUUCUCGUUGUCCUUCGGAAAGCAGGGCAUGUGCCUUCGCCCCCUCGCCCUGCUCUCCCUGGCGUAAAACAAAUGCGUAUAUUUAUAUCGAUGCCAUUCAUGUGUAGCCAUUUCUGCUCCUGCAUGGGCAAAUUCGUCCCCAUCCUUCCGACAGAUGAGGAGGCCCCAAACAUGUACAUAGCUGCUGUGAAAUGGCACCAAAUGUAUUCCCUUUCCUUGAGGGUAUGAGACAGGCAGCCCCACCACCUCCCCCCAAAUAUCGUUUGUGUAUUCCCUCUUUAUUCCCUUCCUAUGUUAGGGCACUCAAGCACGGGCCUGCCGCCUCAUUCUGCUUUUCCUUUGUAUAUAUUUCGACGCUGAAGCGGCAGAAGGGGCACAGGUCCAGCGCAGGAGGCCAGAGGUUUCAAAACCUUGAAUGAGGGUCUGCUUGAAGAAUCUGUUUGAAUGCAUGGAUGUGUUGGGUUUCUGUUCCUCUCCCCAAUCCCCCCAACCCUUUGCCAAAGAGUAGUUGGGCCCCAGAGUGGCCCCGGUCCUCCUGCUUUUCCUGCAUCCACAGAAGUAAGGCAUAAGGCCUCUGGUCAGAGAAGAUGACCAUGUUUGAAUUCCCCCAAGGUCCUUGGCUAAGGAGACCCCAUUCCACAGCUAAGGGUGGACCUAAGGAGUUGGCCUCUGAGAUUUUGCUGCCUGAGGGCAAGGGCAAGAAGGGGGCAUGGAUGCCUCAGGUCCAGGUUUGAGUUACAGCAUCAUAGAAUUGUAGAGUGGGGAGGGACCCUCAAAGGUCAUGUAGCCAAACCCCCUGCAAUGCUAUAGAAUUGGCCAGCCUGAAAAAUCUCCAAUGAAGGAGAGUCCACCACCUUCCAUUGUUGAACGGCUCUUAGACUCAGAAAGUCUUUCCUUGUGUAGACGGAAUCUCCUUUCUUGUAACUUGAAUCCAUUGGCUCAGGUCCCCCCCUCCAGAGCAGCGGAAAAACAAGUUUGCUCCAUCUUAUAAACAUAAUAAUCUUCCACAUGAAAAGUCCUUCAGACACUUCCCUGUCUCUCAUAAAACUCCCUGGGUGACCGUGAUAAAGACUGAAGAUCUGCCUGCACCUACUUGGGAGUAGACCCCCUUGACACCAGUGAGAUUUACUUCCCUUCUCUCUCUAUCAAAGCCUGCCUCCUAACCCUCCCCAGUUUGUGGUUCAGUCCAAAUUUCUCCCUGCCUGUCUGUAUUAAUUGGCUAAACUUCAGUGCCUGUGUGAUGGCAGGGUGGGUUGGGAGCUUAUCUAUGAGGAUGUUGUAUAAAGUGUUGACUGUUUUCAAUAAAUGUAACCUUUUCCUUUUUUUAAAGAAACCAUGUCUCUGUUUUGCUACUUAUUUUUUAUAUAUAUACUUGUACCUGAAGAG